UAUCAUGUCGGACACCGAAGAAAGAGAGAAAUCUUCUGUUUCCAAAGAGGAAGAGGAAGAAAGUGAAGAUGUGAAAAAAGGAGAAUCGGACAAUGAUGAAGAUGCUAAUCAUGAAGACAUGGAUGAUGAUGAAUCAUCCACGAAAUUUGAAACCUCAACUGCUGCUUUAAAUGAGUCCUCAAACAAAAGUCCAAGUCCAAGGAAAAAGAAACAGGCAGCUAAAAAGGUGGAGGAGCAAGAAGAGGAGGAUGAAGAGGAGGAAGGGGAAGACGAGGAUGAAGAAAGUGAUGAUGGUGAACCAAAACUUGGACUACUAGAGCGACCAGUUGUAAUAGAAUCCGGUAAGAGACAGAAGAAGAAGGUGGAAAGACUGGAUAUAUCUGGCAAUGCAACACCAAAAGAGAAGAAGCAGAUUGAAUUUGAUGGUGCUGGUUUGAAACUUGGAGACUGUCCCAGAAUUGAGUUGCAGAUACAGAGGAAUAAGGCUGAAGAUUUAAAAUUGUUGCACAGAUAUUUGUUUGGAUUACGUGGUGCUACUAAUACUGUGAAGAAAAAUCUCCGCAACUUCAAUGGAUUUAGCUUUGAAAAGGAUGACAAGGAGUACGAGAAAAAAGCAGCUUCCCUUAUUAAAUAUACAAUGGCAAUGUUAAAGCAGCUGUGUGGAAUAUUGGAUCUAGAAAGACAGGGAUCAAAGGAACAGGUCAUUGAACGAUUAAUGACUUUUUGUAUGGCACCAAAAGAUUCAGGGAAAAAAGUGCCCAAACCAAAACGAAAAAGGGGACCUGGAGCAAAGAAAGAGAAGGGCGUGAAAAGAAAAAGAGCAUCUAAAAAAGAGAUGGAAGAGAGGAGAAAGAAUGCUAAAAAAGCACAAGAAGAUGAGGAUGAUGAAGAUGAGGAUGAAGAAGAGAGUGUGGAGGAUAGCGAGGAUGAGGAAGAAGAGGAAAAGGAAUCUGAAAAGUCAGAAAGUGAGGAAGAGGAAUCAGAGGAGGAGGAGGCCCCUAAAAAGAAAAAGAGAAAAAUAGAAACUCCAAAGAAAAGAUCUCCAAAAGAAAAAAAAGCUAAAAAACCAGCUGUCAAGAAAGAGACAAAGAAACCAAAGGUUACACCCAAAAAAGUUGCAGCUCCAGUUGUAUCUGACUCUGACUCGGAUGAAAGUGAUGAUUCGGAUGAUGAACCACUUCAAAAGAAGGCAAAACCGUCACCCCCAACAAAUGAUGACUUGAAGACACUGAUAAAGAAAAUCCUAGACAAAGCUAAUCUUGAAGAGGUCACAAUGAAAUCAGUUAUUAAAGAGGUUUAUGGGAAAUAUCCAUCAUUCGACCUGACAGAUAGAAAAGACUACAUUAAGAAGACAGUAAAACAGUUAAUCACAUGAUGGUUCGUUUGAGAGGUCACUGUUGGUCAUAACACUAUGAAGAUUCUCCAUCCACGUCCCACAACAUUGUUGGAGUUACAGCCCCAGGAUAGGGAAAAGGGACUUAAACAGAUAUCUAGAUAACUUCACUGAUGACUGUCUGUCUUCACAUAUCUCUUUAACCAUGUCAUGUCUAUCUUCAUCGCCUCAGGGGAAUUAGUUAGAGUGGCAAUGUGUUGGGAUAAUCAUACUACAUUAACAGUUACUUCUGGGUGGAAUUAAAACAGAAUUCUGUGUCUGAUGUUUGAAGCGAUGGGAUCAGAUUUCACACACCAGAUACAUGGGAAAACCAUACAUCUUUAAAACAAACAUUUUAUGUGCCAAUAUCAGAUUUAUAUUGUAAAACAUCAUACUAUGAAUGUAUGAACAUUUUUAGAAUCCAGAGCACUCGAGAUAUAUUUUUUAUUUUGCAGUUAAUUUUUAAGUUAAAAACAUUGAUGAUUUAAUAAAAUUUAAGUAAAAUUCAAAUUUCUUUACCUCAAAAACUAAAAAAAGACAGGGAGAACUCAGAAAAAUUUGAUACUUGUGUUGAUAUUGUGAACAUGACUGAAGAGAACAUGAUGUCUAUUUUGAUCUGUUAAAUUGUGCAUUUUAAGAUAUUUUGAAUAUUUUUUUUAUCCAAUUAAUAUCUAUCAGAUUUAUUUUUUUUUAAUUUUCAUUGCAAUAUUGAGUUUGCCAUGUACAGCUCAUCAUUGUAUAUGUGCAACAUAAGUUCAGGAGUGCAGGACUCCAGGCUAACCAAGGUGCCCAUCUAUAGAAUUUGAACAAAAGUAAACCUGGAAGUAAUGGACAGGAAACACAAUUAUACAUAAAUGGGAAUGAUUUUUUUUUAUUUCUGAUUUCAGGCUGUAGAGGAUUUACUGUUAAUUGAUCUCUAUUCCACCAAACAAGCACCUGUUAUGUUGUGAGAUUUUUUUAUUAUUGUAUCUAUAUAAUAUAGAGGUGACAGUUAAUAAUGACUUCUUGUAGUCUACAAUAUCUCAGACAUUUAACUUUUCAUGUCACAGAAGAAAUUUCGUGAAUAGAUAAAAAAAAAAAAAAAAAAUUACCAACAUCACCAUUACAUUCAAUAGAUUGUUUGUUUAUAAAGAAAAUUUGUUUACAUGAAGGACAUACACUAUUUAUGAAAGAAACUUCACUACAGUAAUGCCAAGCUGGUCAUAGCUUGAAUACCAAUUUUAUUUUUUUAUUACAAUGUCAUUUUAAGUGUUUGAAAAAUGUGUCAUACGUGCAUGUAAAUACCCAUCAAUGUGUACAUUUUUACAUUAAUACAUUGUAAUGGUCUUUGUUAUAUAUGUCUGUUAGAAGGAUGCUAUGUGUAGUUUGUGUAUUGUAGCUGUAAAAGCCUUUUUAAGGUUUGGCUGUAGAAUAAUAUUCCAGUGUACUUUUUUUAAAUCUAUAACUUUCCAUAAGAGAGGGUGUAAUUAACAGUGAAAACAUGGGCAGCAUUUGAUGUAGUGUAGAAGAUUAUAGCACUUGUGGAUAUUUAAUGCGUUGUUAUAAACUCUAUUAGGACUCUUUCAUUCUUGUCUCUUGUUAUGCCGAAAAAACAACUUUUAUAUAACAGAGGUCAUUAUUUAUUGAAAUACCUCUGCUUGAACUCCAAACCUCGGAGCUCUGCUUCACUAAUAUUACAUUCAACUGAUAAAGUGAAGAUCUCUCUAGCCAGGUGGAGUAUUGCAGGCUUACCAACGGCUGGUAUUUACCGGGGUUUUUACCGGGGUUACAUUUAUGGAACUCAACUUUUAAUGGGGGGUUGUCUUACUUAUAUUUCCACAAAAGUUACAAAAUCUUUAUUGAGAAUUAUCAUGAAUUUGCUUUUUGGUGUUCAUUCAAACUGUAAAAGUGAUUUGAAGUUGAUCGUCAUAUCUAUUUGUGAAGUAGAUAUUCUGAAAGAGAAAUAAAUGUGGAAUGGAAUGCGGAGUAACAAAAUUGUUUAUUUAUAUUAUGCAAUAAUAACCUUUUGAAGGAGUCUUACCUGAUUAUGAAUCUAAGAUUGCAAUGCAAAGUUAAACAUAUUGAUGGUUUUUAUUGUCAUGAUGUGACAGAAACGUGUUGGAAGUAAAAGUAUUUUAAAAGUCAAAUUUGUUUAGUUAGAUUUUAGAAUGUUUCAUUCCAUUCAAGGCAGAAUAUGAGUGUGAUAACUAAUAAGUUUGGCAUUCAUUGAGAGUGGGAACUUCUUUAAUUUUAACGUUUUGGACACUUUUCAUAAAUAAUGUACUUUGAUGUAUACGUCAAGUUUUCUGCUUGUUCAGCGAUAUAUAUAUAUAUAUUUUUUUUGGAAAAUAUUUGUUUUUAGGAUUUCCUGAUAUUAAAAUAAUUCAGAAUUUUUAAAACUUUGUUCUGCGGAAAGUGUAAUUACUGUAACAACAAAGAAAGAAUUCGAUCACAGGGUAUACAACAAAAAUCAGGUCAAAGUUAUCGGUAAUAGAAAAUUGAUAAAUGUCUUGCUGGAUUAUUGAAAUUAGCAAGAACAUCGUCUGAUCCACCUCUUUUGUCUACAUAACUUCAAUAAAGCUUAUACAAUUUAAUUCAAUAUAAGAAUAUUUGAAUUUUUCACCAAUUUUUUCCUUAUUUCUCUUUUUACAAUAUAUGUUUGCUAGUCUAAAUUUUUGACUGGACAUCUACAAUGGUAUGGCAUUGUCCAUCUGUCCCUCUUGUGCAGAUCUUUCUCCCAUUGUUUUCAACCAAUCUUCUCCAAGCUUGGUAGACUUAAUCACCACAACACAAAGCUGUGUUUUCCUGAACUGCUGGUUAAUUCUACUGUAUUUGGAAGAGUUACUCUCCUUUGUUGUCAUAGUGUUAAUGUUGUCCAAUGAGAUCUCUCCGUUUUCAACCGAUAUCUUUCAAAACUUGGUAGGCCUUAUUAAAACCAUUACAUGAAAGAGUAUUUUCCUUAUUUGCUUUGUGAUUUUAUAAUUUUGGGAAACGAUAAAGCCCUUUGGGUUUCCUUUCUUUGUCUUUUUUAACAUUUUUACCUUGUCCAGAUAUCUCCUACCUUAGUUUUUAACGAACUUCCUUUGAAACUUGGGUAGGCUUUAAAACCACAGCAUGAGAUAUUUCAAAAAGUUGCCUUUUCUCGUGAAUAUUUCCUUGGCAUGGAAAGGGCAUAUAUUAUUCCAUCCCACAGACUCUCUCGUUGUCUUGGAGGCUUAGUCAUUCGAGAUAAUAUUCAAUGUAUUGAUAAUAUUAUCAGAGGUUGUAUCCAAAUCAACCGAAUACAACGGAGACGUUUUGUGAGAUUAUAUUUUUUUGUUAAGGAACUCCAUUGAAUCCUAUAAAUAGAUCCACGUGAGGAAACUACCGUAAAUUGUUGGAUCAACUGAUAACAACAUUUUUAAAAACAGGGAUUAACCAAGACAAGAAUGUUUGAUGUUCUCAAUUAAAUAAAAUAUUUUUCUUUGUUGUUCAACUUGAUAUGAUAAACACUGUUAGAGACUGAAUAUCUUAGUUCUGUAGUAAAUGUUUAUUGUUGUGAAAUAAUGGGCCAAGAAACAAUGAUUUUAAGAAACUUUAAUAAACAUUUGCCAAAUAUGCUAUGAACUACAUGUAUUAUGAAUCAGGAUGAAUCUUUCUAAAACACCAUUUUCAUUUAUCUGUCAUACAUGUACGACUUGUUUGUCAGAAAUAUAAGAUUUUA
Ylistrum balloti is the source of this 5054-nucleotide messenger RNA. RefSeq names its product protein DEK-like. Gene Ontology annotation, biological process: chromatin organization; regulation of double-strand break repair. The transcript has 12 exons. Gene Ontology annotation, cellular component: nucleus. Lineage: Eukaryota; Metazoa; Mollusca; Bivalvia; Pectinida; Pectinidae. The record is from RefSeq and is a predicted model, not a curated record. Gene Ontology annotation, molecular function: histone binding; DNA binding. The coding region runs from base 5 to 1375 and encodes 456 amino acids.